Molecule: messenger RNA, 6687 nt
Organism: Mya arenaria
Lineage: Eukaryota; Metazoa; Mollusca; Bivalvia; Myida; Myidae
Exons: 9
Coding region: 129-4310 (1393 amino acids)
Source: RefSeq, a predicted model, not a curated record
CUUCGGUAAAAGCAAUACGUUUAUAUUCGAUUUAGUGACAAAUAUGGUAUAAACGGAGCUUAAAGGGCCAUUCUUGGAAAAAUGGAACAUGACGGGUUUCUCAGAAGUUGAAACUGAUCGGUGGAAACAUGGCAUUAAUACAGGCCAAAGCGAUAGUUGUUGGUGUCCUGGCCUCCAUAUUUGCCAUGGUGAUGGACUGGAUCCUGGAGGGAAAAUUUUCAGUUUACCACGCGUUGUUGCUGUGUGCAGCUAGCAUGGGUACUGUGGCACUGGUUAGUGUUGUACUCGGCCGAUCAAAGAUGGAGGCAAAGAGGGAUUUCAACAGCCCCGAAUCCCGAAACUGGCUCAAACAAUGGCAGGCCGUCUUUAUCACAAGGAGAGCUCUCCUUCCCUGUGUCAAGUCAGAGGCUACACAUCUGCACAAUGGCAUUCUCCAGAAAGCAUCGAAAGAACAGACUUGUUCAACAGAUCAUGGUCAUGUUUCUAACCAGCUGUCAAUACAUUGUCGAUUUCAUGAAAAACUUCGACAUGAAAUCAAGAUCAUACACAAAAGAACGAACCCUUCCUGGAGAAACGCUUCGACUGACACAUGGCGAGACUCUCCGUUUGCUGUCGCCAAGUUAUUCAUGCAGUCAUCUGGGUAUGAUGACAAAUCUUCAUUUGAUGAAAUCGACUUCAACGGACUAGCAGCCUGUAUGUACAACUGCGGGCGAUUCAAACACACUUUGGAAACACUAACUGACGAGGCUCGGAAGUACGUUAACAAGAUUCGGCAUAUGCCAGACGUAUGUUCAAGUGCUCUGACAGACCAGGCCACAACAGAGUGUAUAGACAGCAUGAUUGCGGUGCUAAACGACCCAUAUUUUCAGGGAGAUCCAGAAAUACUGAAAGCAAGGAAGCAGCUUGAUGAGUUAAAAACCAGAUGUCAAGAUCCCAACCCGGACUUGCUGAAUUAUAUUAUCGAAGAUGCAGCAAUCAGAGGAGUUCAAAACGUUUUGGAUUUGGCUUCUGCCAAAGAAAGCGAAUGGAGAGACCAAGCAAAUGAGAUAAAGGAUGACAUUGAGAAACUCGGCGGUAUUGCAAUGUCUAGUUUAGGUAAACAAGAAGAAAGCGCCAUUAACGAUAUUAAGAAAACUUUUGAAGAUGCCCUUGCCAAGAUGGAUUCGUGUAUAGACAAUGCUAAUAAAAGUUUGAUUGAGACAACCGAAGAAAGCAUAUUUUCACUGAAAAACUCUGCUCAGUCCGGAAAACUAAAACUCGAAGAAGCAACUAUGCAUGGUAUUCGUGAACAACAAGAAACCACUUUAGAUGGAAAACGGGAACUUAAUUUAACGGCUAAAAAAGAAAAACGUAAGUUCAAGAAAACAUGCGAGAGCGCAACAAAAAACAUCAAAGAAAUAGCUAAUAGCGAAAUCAACAAACUGACCAGAGGUGAAGGUGAAGAACAAAGGAAGUCCAAAUUAACAAAAGCAAAGUCAGAUUUAAAGAAACUGUUACUCAACCAUUACCAAGAAACUUCUGUCAGAAUUAACGUCCGAUUGGAUAUUGAUGCUGCUGUAGAAGACAUUUAUGAAAAACCCAAACUUAUACUGAAGAACAAGAAAGACAAAGAUGAAGAGAUAUCAGAAAUUCACCAGAUGUUUCUAAGCGACAAUGGCACGAUGGUUAGAACAGUUUUCGUGGAGGGCGAACCAGGAUAUGGCAAAUCGAUAUUAUGUAAAAAGAUUGUCCACAGUUGGUGCAAAUUUAAACAUGGCGUAAAUGAGGAGAAAGAAAAAGACAACCCGUUAAGUCAGUUUGAGUUCUUAUUCUAUGUGAAGCUUCGAGAAUUUGAAGAUCAAUGUAAAAUCAAAGAUAUUAUAUUUCAGUUUAUAAAUGAACAGAUUCAGUCAGAAUAUACAGGAUUAAACGAACUGUUAACAGAUGUUUUGAGAUCAGAACAUUGUCUUCUGUUGCUUGAUGGUUUAGAUGAGUGGAAACAUUGUAGCGAAUGUAAGCGUAUUGAACGAAUCCCUCACGUUGAAACAUGUUGGGUGAACUGCACAACAUUCAUAACGACACGACCAUACAAACUAGCUGAGCUGAAAUUGAAUCGCUCUCAAUUUGGAAAUCAUGUGCAGUUGCAAGGACUUCAGUUACCUACGGAACUUGUUCGGAAAAUACUUGUGGAGUUAGAUAAAAAUCAAGUAGAAAAAAGUUCAGAAACCUGCGUUAAAGACCUUAACAAAAAAGGGCUGUGGCAUUUCCGCGAUGUUCCAAUCGUGCUGGUUAACAUUGUAUGGCUCUGGUUCAGAAACAAACUUCAGGAUAACAUGUCUCUGUCUGAAGUUUUCAGGGUAAUAAUAGAUGAACGGUGGUAUGAAAUGUGCGAAAAGAAAAACAUAGAGGCGGAGGAACCUCCGAUUGAGUUUCUUAAUUCUGUGAGUGAAUUGGCAUUUCAUCAAUUGUUUUCAGCAAGUAAAGACGAAUCAAUUGUAUUUCAAAUCAAAGGGGACCAGUACGAUUAUAUUAGAGAGCACAGACAGGCCUCUCUUGAAUCUGGUAUCAUGUCUUGCAGUAAAAAAUCAGGUGAAAGAUCAGCGUAUUAUCAAUUUCUGCACAAAACACUUCAGGAAUACUUUGCAGCAUUGUAUUUAGCGAAACACACUUCUGAUUUGUCCAGAGAUAUACAACACAUUCUGAACGUGUAUAUUGAUAACAGAAAAGAGGAUGUCUUCAGCUUGGGUCAGAUGUUCAAGUUUCUCUGCGGCCUGAGUGUACAUGCUGCUGAACAGUUUUCAAAGAUAUUGAAUGAGCUGUUUACUGAAUACUGUGAAAGAGGCAGUUAUUCCAUGGAGAUCGCAACAACAUUUCAAGACAUGAUAUAUCGUGGCUACGAGGAGGCAGGUAGAAGCGGGCACUCCGGAAUGGACCUAUAUCUGCAGCAUAUCGCCCUCGCUGGAGUGAGUCCAUUCAUCGAUCAAGAUUUAAAAGCAGAAAAAAAGACAAUGUUGAAGCCCUACUUGGAUGAAAGAAAAUCAACUCUUGCGUCAUUACUUAUAGAGGGGGAAAAAGACCUCUGUUCUGUCCUUCAAUACAAAGAAGAUCCAAGUGUGUUAGAUCUAGGUAUGUGCAAGAAUCUAAAAUUUAUUGCAUUAACCGAACUUAAAUUUACAGAUAUCAAACAGCUGCAUUUGAACGGACUAUUAGAAUGCGAAAUAACAUUUAGGAAAUUCCAACCAGCAAAUUUACUAGUGUCGUCAUUGCUGCUCUCAGAUUUAACAUCUCUGAAAACACUCACAUUAGGGGAUUUUGAUUGGGAAAGUAAAGUUAAGGAAAUCGUUGCAAAACUAGAAAAUAUUCAACAACUUACCCUCGAAUGGAGCGGAAAUAGACCACUUAAUGAUUUACAAUUCGACCUUGGGCAUCUCGAAAACCUCAAACAACUCACCUUAUACAAACUUGCUUGCUCGGACGUAGUGAUUUCACCAAAGCUGAAACUCAACACGUUAAUAGUCAAGUUCAGUACACUGCAAAAAGCACCACAGUUGAUUGCGACAUUACUUGCACAACACGAUUAUUUACGUAGCUCAAAUCAGGAUAGGCCACUUUCUUACCUAACGGAAGUUGUUUUGGGGAACAUACUGAUGUCAGCAGGAGUGUUUAGACGUAUCAUUAGUAUGGCGAUACAGUCGGGAGAUUAUGUGAGCUAUGAUUUAGAUAAUUGUACAAUAGAACCUGAGGAGGACGAGAUGCAGCAAGAUGUGGGCAUAGAGAACAGGCCAGCACUCCAGGUUGAAGCUCCGGAUCCCGCCUCCACUGACGACCAUCCAUACAUUACAUUAGAGAGCAUGACCAUGUCAGCAGGAGAGUUAAGACGUCUCAUUAGUAUGGUGAUACAGUCGGGACAUGCUUUGCACUGUGAUAUUAUGUACUGUAUGAUAAAGCCCGAGGAGGACGAGAGGCAGCUGGCGAUGGACAUAAAGACUCAGCCCGCUCUCCAGAUGGUUGGUCUACAUCCCUCUUUCACCGACAUCACACAACACAUUAAAUUCGUUCGUAUGGCCAUUUCAAUAGAAAUGCUCAUAAGCAUCUUUAGUAUGAUGAAGCAGUCGCAACAUACUGUGAAAUUUGAGUUAGUGGACUCUUAUAUAGAGCCUGAUGAGGAAAUGAGACAGCUACAGUCCGCUUUCAACUUAAAUCACUCUGCCCUCUUGGAUAUUACAUUCACAGUAAAUGCAAAACGGUGCCAACAUGGGGAAGAAAGCCAAGGUGACACCCUUAUGAACUACUUUAAGAAGUCUCGCAUGGAAGGAAUUAAGGUGAAAUGAGCAAUGGUAUUUAUCACAAAUGGUGAUUUACAGCAAUAUGUAUUAUAACUGGUGUAGCAUUCAAAGGAGCCAUUUUCUACAAAAGUUCAUGGUCGACGGCUUAACCCUGUGAUAAAAAGUGACUGAAACGUGAUUCGUGAAGUCUUCAUAAUUAUGUUAUUGUAAAACGUAACAACCUGUUAUCUAAUAGAUGGACUCAAAUGGGAGUCAAACUGCCGUGUUAUGUCAAAAAAAGUAAAAGGAAAUGUUUAAAAUUCUAUUGUUUCACUGAUUGCAAAGUUUACAGUUUCUGUAUAAAAACAGUCAGAUUGUUUUUCUUAUACCUUGCAUAUUAUUGUGAUUUCAGAGUACAUAAUUACUGUAAUUGGAGUUCCAUUGUUUUGUAUAUACCUUGCACAUUAUAGUGAUUUUAGAACUCAUUAAUACUGUAAAUGUUGUUCCAUUGUUUUGUGUAUACCUUGCAAAUAUAAUAGUGAUUUCAGAGUACAUAAUUACUGUAAAUGAAGUUGCAUUUGUUAGUACACGCCUUGUACAUCUAUUGUGAAUUCAGAGUACAUCAUUGCUGUAAUGGGAGUUACAAUAUUUAGUAUACGCCUUGUACAUAUAUUGUUUAUUCAGAGUACAUCAUUGCUGUAAUGGGAGUUACAAUAUUAGGUAUACGCCUUGUACAUCUAUUGUGAAUUCAGAGUACAUCAUUGCUGUAAUGGGAGUUCCAUUUGUUUGUAUACGCCUUGCACAUUAUAGUGAUUUCAGAGUACACCAUUGCUGUAAUGGGAGUUUAAUUUGUUUAUAUACGCAUUGCACAUUAUAGUGAAUUCAGAGUACACCAUUGCUGUAAUGGGAGUUACAAUAUUUAGUAUACGCCUUGUACAUCUAUUGUGAAUUCAGAGUACACCAUUGCUGUAAUGGGAGUUCCAUUUGUUUCUAUACGCCUUGCACAUUAUAGUGUUUUCAGAGUGCACCAUUGCUUUAAUGGGAGUUCCAUUUGUUUCUAUACGCCUUGCACAUUAUAGUGAUUUCAGAGUACACCAUUGCUGUAACGGGAGUUCCAUUUGUUUUUACACGCCUUGCACAUUAUAGUGAUUUCAGAGUACACCGUUGCUGUAAUGGGAGUUCCAUUUGUUUCUAUACGCCUUGCACAUUAUAGUGAUUUCAGAGUACAUCAUUGCUGUAAUGGAAGUUACAAUAUUUAGUAUACACCUUGUACAUCUAUUGUGAAUUCAGAGUACACCAUUGCUGUAAUGGGAGUUCCAUUUUUUCUAUACGCCUUGCACAUUAUAGUGAUUUCAGAGUACACCAUUGCUGUAAUGGGAGUUCCAUUUGUUUCUAUACGCCUUGCACAUUAUAGUGAUUUCAGAGUACACCAUUGCUGUAACGGGAGUUCCAUUUGUUUCUAUACGCCUUGCACAUUAUAGUGAUUUCAGAGUACACCAUUGCUGUAAUGGGAGUUUCAUUUGUUUCUAUACGCUAUACACAUUAAAGUGAUUUCAGAGUACACCAUUGCUGUAAUGGGAGUUUCAUUUGUUUCUAUACGCCUUGCACAUUAUAGUGAUUUCAGAGUACACCAUUGCUGUAAUGGGAGUUCCAUUUGUUUCUAUACGCCUUACACAUUAUUGUGAUUUCAGAGUACAUAAUUGGUGUAAAUGAACUUCCAUUGUUCUGUAUAUACCUUGCACAUUAUAGUGAGUUCAGAAUACAUAAUUACAGUAAAUGAAGUUCCAUUUGUGUAUACAUUGCCUAUCAAAAUGAUUUCAGUACUAAUUAUAACUGUUAAUUUAGUUUAAUUUGGUUGUAUAAACCUUGCAGGUUAUAUUGAUUUCAGAGUACACAAUUAUCUAAAUAUAGUUUCAUCCGGUUGUAUAAACAUAAAAGGUUAUAGUGAUUUCGAGCACAUCAUUAUUGUAAAUACAUUUUCAUUUGUUCGCAUACAUAAGUAUGUUGUUUAAGUUAAAGUGAUUCGUUCAUUGGUCAUUAUUGACCGGCAGAAACUUUAAUUUAUUUCGGCAUAAAUUAACACAUUUCUACAGUGUAAUAAAAUAACCGCAUCUCAGCAAAUAUCAAUAAACUUGUUGCCAGCAUCAAAACUGUUAGUCAGAGUCUCGAUUAAGUGAUUAUUACUGUUUAUCUAGUUGUUUUGUGUAUUUAUUUUUUGUACGUUAUGGUGGUUUUAGAAUACAUUCAAUUAGUGUAAAUGUAAUUUGAUGAUUUGUAAAUAUGUUAUGUGCAUUAAAGUGAUUUGUCUGGUAGUUUUGCGUCUGAUGUUUUUACCUUACAUGAAUAAUGUAGUUACUACUAAUAUAUUUAUUUCUAAAUUAGGAGUCAUAGAGUUCAUCGUCAUUGCAUGAAAAGGUUCUUUGGUGUUCAGAUGACGACAUUU